AUGCAGCUCUCAAUCUUCCCUGAACACUCCUGCAGCAGCAGCAGCAGCAGCAGCAGCAGCAGCAACAGCAGCAGCAGCAGCGGCAGCAGCAGCAGUGGGAGCAGCAGCAGCAGCAGAAGCAGCAGCAAACGCAGAAAAAAGCAAACGAAUGCAGAAGCAGAAGGAGCAGCAAUAGCAGCAGCAGCAGCAAUAGCAGCAGCAGCAGCAGCAGCAGCGGCAGCAGCAAUAGCAGCAGCAGCAGCAGCAGCAACACAAUCGCCAGAAGCACACCACUAUCAUCAUCAGCAGCAGCAGCAACAACAGCAAAAAAAGCACCACCAGCAACAACAGCACAAGAAUGCAUGUAAAAGGCAGCAGCAGCAGCAACAGCAACAGCAGCAGCAGCAGCAACAGCAGCAACUGCACCGUGCAGCAACAGCAGCAACAGCAAAAUCAGCAGCAGCAGCAACAGCAGCACCGUCCGUAGCAGCAGCAGCAGCAGCAGCAAGAGCAGCAGCAGCACCACCACCAUCACCAACAGCAGCAGAAACGGUAGCAACAACAGCAGCAGCAACAGCACCACCACAAUCAACAGCAGCAACCACAGCAGCAACCACAGCAGCAGCAGCAGCAGCAGCAGCAGCAGCAGCAGCAGGAUGA
Eimeria mitis is the source of this 639-nucleotide messenger RNA. RefSeq lists its product as uncharacterized. Bases 1 to 639 code for a protein of 212 amino acids. NCBI's taxonomy places the organism in Eukaryota, Apicomplexa, Conoidasida, Eucoccidiorida, Eimeriidae. The transcript is spliced from 3 exons. The record is from RefSeq and is a predicted model, not a curated record.